This is a messenger RNA of Rotaria sp. Silwood2, 366 nucleotides long. NCBI's taxonomy places the organism in Eukaryota, Metazoa, Rotifera, Eurotatoria, Philodinida, Philodinidae. The record is from the annotation of a GenBank genome assembly.
AUGAUCAAGCUCCCUUCGAUACAUUACAAUGCUUUGCUUACUCAUGCUUAUAAUGAACUAUUUCGUGCAGCUCAUUGGAGCAAAGAGUGGAAAGCGGCUCGCACAAUUCGUCUUAAUAAAAGCGACAAUUCAGCAUCAACUACAAAUCAAUUACUUUCAAUUUUGAUGUUACCAAUAUUCAGUAAAAUCUUUGAAAGAUUAUUCCUCAUUAGAUUCAACAGAUGGUCAUCAACAAUGAAUAUUUUACCUGCUCAACACUCUGGGGCGAGACCUCAUCAAGCAACAACAUCCCCAGUUAACUACUUUUUACGAACAAAUUAUCCAACCACUACAUUACAAUUCAUUCACUUCAGUCGUUUAUAUUGA